Carassius auratus (goldfish) is the source of this 2318-nucleotide messenger RNA. RefSeq names its product inhibitor of growth protein 5-like. Gene Ontology annotation, molecular function: chromatin binding. Gene Ontology annotation, biological process: positive regulation of apoptotic signaling pathway; regulation of DNA-templated transcription. Gene Ontology annotation, cellular component: nucleus. The coding region runs from base 208 to 936 and encodes 242 amino acids. The record is from RefSeq and is a predicted model, not a curated record. NCBI's taxonomy places the organism in Eukaryota, Metazoa, Chordata, Actinopteri, Cypriniformes, Cyprinidae. The transcript has 8 exons.
CUCUCUAUCGAUCUGCGGUGAACAUCGAAAGAACGUUAAUGAGCCAAGCCCCACUGCCAGCCAAUCAAAACACGGCAUUCGAAAGCGUCACCAACCAGCCACUAGCACAGGAGCUGCCUCAUUAAUUAUUCAUGACAUGCCAAUGUUGUUCCAGCUCACGCGGGCUGUCGGAGAACAACACGCCGCGAGCGAGCGAAGAGCGUCACCAUGGCGACAGCGAUCUAUCUCGAACAUUAUCUCGACAGCAUUGAAAACCUGCCCUGUGAUCUCCAGAGAAACUUCACACUGAUGCGGGAACUGGACAACAGAGCCGAGGAGAAGAAAUGUGAGAUCGAUAAGCUGGCAGAAGAAUACAUCAAGAGCGUCCGAAACCUUGCUCCGGAUCAGAGAGUGGAGCACCUGCAGAAGAUCCAGAGCGGAUUCAGCAAGUGCAAAGAAUACAGCGACGACAAAGUGCAGCUCGCCAUGCAGACGUACGAGAUGGUGGACAAACACAUCCGAAGGCUGGACGCCGAUCUCGCUCGCUUUGAGAACGAGCUGAAGGAAAAGUUGGACGUCAGUGGCUACGAAAGUCCAGACAACAGAUCGGUCAAGAAAGUUAGCGGUCGAGGAAGUCUGAAGGAAAAACGACGGCCGAAAGGAAGAGGACGCAAACCUUCAGACGACGACUCGCCGCGGAAAAAGAAAAUGAAGAACAGCCCUGAGUUCUCCGACUCCGUUCUUCCAGUUCACCCAUCAGACGUCUUAGACAUGCCCGUCGACCCCAAUGAGCCCACGUACUGCCUGUGCCACCAAGUGUCAUACGGAGAAAUGAUCGGAUGCGACAACCCAGACUGUCCCAUUGAGUGGUUUCACUUCGCCUGCGUUGAUCUGACAACGAAACCCAAGGGGAAAUGGUUCUGUCCGAGAUGCACCCAGGAUCGAAAGAAGAAAUGAGAUGCACCUUUGUAACUUCGAGAGAUUACAUUUCUAUAUGAAUAUAUACGUAUGCAUAUAUAUAUGUAUUUUGUCUAAGUAGUAAAAUAGGAUAAUAUAUAUAUACUCCUUUAUAUGGCCGUGAUGAAAUACGAGAAAACAAAGUUUUUAUUUUUGAAAGUACUUGAAAUGUUUCCAUAUGUUUAAGUUCCACUCUGUGUUGUCAAAUUGUCAUUUUCAGACAAUCUAGGAUAUAUUAUAUAUGAUAUAUAUAUAUUUUUUUCUCUUUACUUACUGAUUAGUAUUUCCAUUUCUAUGAAGCUUCAAGCAAAUUUCAUGUCAUUGUGCUUUUGCUAGUGAAAUGUUUUGAGCGUGGCACAAGUCAUUCGAACGAAUUUCACAAACUUUUAACGCGCUGAAUUUGGCAUCAAACAUUGGAUAUGUGUUUGUCUUUCUUGCACUUAAAGUAUAACGCGACUACUUUUUUUCUGCAACUAUUGAUUUGCUUUGAAAUUCAAACUUGUUGUUGGAGCAAAGUGAAACUUUGAAGUGCAGGUGAUACGUUUUAUUGUUAUAAUUCUGUAAUUCCAGAAGAUAAUCCAAAAUCUCAUGCAGCAUAAGUGCUGUGUUUAAGUGUCUUUUUUUUUCAUUUAAAUUCUGCUUUAUCUUUCGCUGGUCGCAAUUAUAUUUUGCAGAACUUAAAGUGAUUAACUACUGUGGAAGCUUGUUUCCACCUCAGAAUUAAAAUAUUAUAAAAGUUUAUUCUUCAUUCAAGCCAUUCUCCAAAUGUCACAAAUUCUGAAGCUAAUGUGGCAAUAAACUUGAAUCAAGUCAAGAAGUCCUGUCGCAAUUCUGCCUUUUUUUCUCAUCAUGUGAAAAGUCUGAAUUGUGAGAUACAGAGCCGCACAAUGUUUUUUAUUCUGUGGCAGGAAAACAACAACUGAAUUGCGAGAUAUAAAAUGUACAAAGAUGUAAGUUUUUUCUCCACAAUUUUCUAAAUUCUUUAGUUUAUAUCUUGCAGUUGUGUUUCUGAUUCACCAAGAAAUAAGAGUUUUUUUUUUUUGCAGUUGCGAGUAUUAUGUAUCGCAAUUUGAACUUUUCUUCUCUGAAUUAUGAGUUUGUAUCUUAGAUUAUAUAUUUAGUUUAUAUAAAGCCCAAAAAAUUAUUUUGUCGCAGAAAAAAGGUUUAUAUUUUCUUAGUGUUUUUUGUUUCUGCUAUGUAAUAAAAAGUAAAGUAAAAAAAAAAAAAAAUAGACAAUUGCAAUUUGUAUCUUAAUUCUGAGUUUAUAUCUCACAAUUCUGACUCUUUUGCGAUUGCAAUUUUAUAUGCUUUAAUUUGUAUCUUGGAAUUCUGAAUCUUUUCUCACAAAUGCAAAUUUAAUUUAAUUUAAUUAAUUUUUUUCG